This is a messenger RNA of Poecile atricapillus (Black-capped chickadee), 3767 nucleotides long. RefSeq names its product gamma-butyrobetaine hydroxylase 1 (gene BBOX1). Gene Ontology annotation, molecular function: iron ion binding; gamma-butyrobetaine dioxygenase activity. Gene Ontology annotation, cellular component: mitochondrion. The coding region runs from base 112 to 1530 and encodes 472 amino acids. The transcript is spliced from 8 exons. Gene Ontology annotation, biological process: carnitine biosynthetic process. NCBI's taxonomy places the organism in Eukaryota, Metazoa, Chordata, Aves, Passeriformes, Paridae. The record is from RefSeq and is a predicted model, not a curated record.
GCCGCAGGGGCAGCCGGGCCCCGGGUGAGCGGAGCCGGGCCCGAGCCCGGGACUGCGGCUGGGGGCUGCUCGUGUAUCGGCCGGUCCCACCCGUGAGGGAGCGGGUAUCGCAUGCUGGAAGCCUGUCUGUCUGCAGCCGCUACCUGCGCAAAUUGUCCGCCUCGGCGUCUGCGCUCAUUACGCUCAGAGCUCCAUGACAGAAUUCCCUCUGACGAUUUCAAUAUAGAGCCCAAAAGGUGGAGGUCGGUGGCUCACGCUCUGCUGAGGACCGGGGUCCCUGGAGGCCGGGUGUGUUGCCUGGGUGGGAGCCACUCACUGGGAGCACUCAGCCUUGCAGUGCUCCACACCACCCAGCAGCUCAGCAUGGGCCUGGGGAUCCUGAAGGUGGAAGCUUUGGACGAGGGCCAUUUGGUGUGCGUGAAGUGGGAGGAUGGAAGUGAGAGCAUCUACCCCUGCGUCUGGCUGAGGGACAACUGCCAGUGUCCCCAGUGCUUCCUGCCCUCCGCCGGAGCACGCAGGCUGCUCUUCGAGGACCUGGAUGUCAACAUCGUGGUGAAGCAGGUUGCUCUGGCAGAUCCAAGGAAGAUCUCUAUUACGUGGCCUGACGAACACACAAGUGAAUAUGAAGCUGAGUGGUUGAAAAAACGAUGUUUCUCUGAAGAAGCCAGAGCUGUAAUGCGAGCAGAUUUAUUUUUACCAGAACACCAGUACUGGGGCUCAGACCUUCAGCUUCCCAAAAUGCCUUUUGAAGAAAUCAUGUACAAUGAUGAAAGUGCAUACAAGUGGUUGUGCACCCUAAAGAAAGUAGGAAUUGUUCUACUGACAGGAGCUGCUACAAGGCAGGGAGAAUUGAAUAGACUUGGCCACAGGAUUGGGUUCCUGCGCCUCACAUUUUAUGGACCAACUUGGCAAGUGCAAGACAAAGCAGAUGCUAAUAAUGUAGCUUAUACAACUGGGAGACUCUGUUUUCAUACUGAUUACCCUGUUCUGCAGCACCCACCUGGGGUUCAAUUUCUUCACUGUAUAAAGCAAACAUCUGCAGGAGGUGAAAGUGAAGUUGUAGAUGGAUUUCAUGUAUCCAACAAGCUGAGGAAACAAAAUCCUGAGGCAUAUCAGAUCCUGUCCUCUACUGCUGUAGACUACGUUGAUGUUGGGGUGGAUUACUGUGAUUUUGCUGUGCACUGUAAACAAAGGAUUAUAGACAUAGAUUCCAGAGGCCAAGCAAUUCGCAUCAAUUACAAUAAUGCAACAAGAGACACAGUGUUUGAUAUACCAGCUGAAAAAGUGAGGUCAUUUUAUGCAGCUCUAAAGGAAUUUAAUGAUUUAUUAAACAGUGCUGAACACAAGUUUACUUACAAACUGAAACCAGGAGACAUAGUGACAUUCGAUAACUGGCGUGUGCUUCACGGUCGCCAGAGCUACCCGUCGUGUUCAGAAGUGACGCGUCACCUGGAAGGUGCCUAUGCAGACUGGGAUGUAGUCAUGUCAAGGCUCCGGCUCCUUAGGAAAAAGGUCCUGAACAGAGAUUGAACUUUCUUCUAACUAGAAUGAGCAAAACGUAGAUAAUCUAACCUCAAUGACAACAGCAACAUUAAAAGAAUGAGUCUUCUUUCCAGAAACUAACAUCACUUUUGAUAAGGGCUUGUUAUAGAACCAGGGUAAUGGCUUUGAACUGACAGAGGGUAGGUUUUGAUUAGAUAUUAGGAAGAUAUUCUUUACUAUGAGGGUGCUGAGCUACUGCAACAGGUUGCUCAGAGAAGCUGUGGCUGCCCAGUCCCUGGAAGUGCUCAAGGCCAGGUUGGAUAGGGAUUGGAGCAACCUGGGAUAGUGAAAGGUAUCCUUGCUUUUGGCAAAGGGGUGGAAUGAGAUGGUUUUUAAGGUCCCUCUCAGCCCAAACCAUUCUGUGUGUCUAUCACAAAUAUAUGUUUUAUUUCUUUAAGCUAAGAAAUAUUUUGUUCAUAACAAUUUAAGUUUAUCUGUGCCAUGGUCUUUGAAUCUAAGAAAUACAUUGCUAUGUCUGUAAGUUUAUAUGUUCUUUUACAAUCAAUGUGCAAAGUGGCUUGAAAGAUUAUCACUUUUCCAGACAGACUGGGGGUCACAAUGUCUUCCUUUGCCUCUACAUGUCUGCCUGUGCUCCCUAGAAAACUUGAAAGGUAAAAUGAAAAGAAGCAUUAUUAACUAAAUUUUGUUAUGAAUGGCACCUUCCUCUAUUUUCAGAGAAGCAUUCUUUACUGCAUAAAUCAUAACUAAAAUUUGCUAUCAAAAUAUAAAAACACCAAAACACUGCAAUGGUGUUAUUUUUAAAUACACACCUUUCUAGGUAGGACUCUGCUGUAACACAUGAUCUCAUUGAACAGAGGCUGUAUUCUCUGUAUCCCACUGCACAUGUUUUGACCAUCACAGCCACAAAUAAUUUUUCUUGCAUUUCCAACUCCAUAAGAUCAGAAACCAUAAACUUACCAAAGAAUGCAUCUUAAUAAUGUUCCUCUGCAUUAGGAAGAUAAAUCCUACUCUCAGUGUAGAGGGCACAGCCAGGGUCAGAAAUCCUAUCAGAUGUCAUGUACAGAUGUAAGAUCUGUAGAGCAGAGUUUUGAAUAAGUCAGGAGGAGGAAUGCUGAUGAUGUUUGGUGGCUAAAAACUACAAAGGAGAACUGGCUAUUGACUUUGCAUGUGACAGAAAGGUGGUAACUGAACCCAAAUCCAUUUUUGUUACACCUCCAAUAGGUCUUUAGGAUGUUUUCCUCUACUCUGUAUUCUGAAUAAAAAUUAUGCUAGAAAUAAAUUAUAUAUGUACAUAAAAAAAUUAUGUAGAAAUAAAUUUCUGCAGCCAAAGUAGUGGUGUUCUUUCCCUAUAUUCAGAUGCCAAAUGGAAAAAGAAAGAAUUUCAAAAUACUUGUUUUCAUGCCCAACAAAAUGUCCACUGAGUUUAUUUUUCAUUGCUCUUAUAGCUGCAGAUUUAACAGGAUGCCUCUCACCAUGCUGUGAGCUAGACAAAAUAACCACUCUUCCACCCUCAAAUCCUUCUGUUCAAAUGUAUAUUUUCAAACAUGUUCCUUCCAAGUCAAAUAAAUCCUAGUCUCUUCUUAGUAGGGUAGCACAAUAAAACUACAACUACAGAGUUAAAUAACCAUAGAAUUAAAAUAAGGCCAGUUUAGAUGGAACUUUGAUUUUGUGGACACUGUCCCUUCCCAUGGACUGGAACUAGAUGAUCUUUAAGGUCCCUUCCAAUCCAGACCACUGUAUGAUUCUAUGACCUAAAAUGAGUUUGCAAACACUUCAAUAGCUUCUGCUUAUCAUUUAAGAACAGAUAUCAGCUGAAUAAUCAGAUAAAACUCAAUUAGGCCUUUUUGUCAUAGGGCAGUUUGAAUCCAGUCUUCUUUAUUAAAUAGUGAAACGUUAUUUCAUGACUAUUGAGGUCAAAGUUACGACCUCAUGAAAUAGUCUAACAAAAUUUGAGUUUAGGGGUAAUUAAAUCUCUCAGUGCCUCCUUUAAUAACUAAUUCUGGAAACAUGAGGAAAAUAUUUUUUUGUCUUUGUUAUAAAAGAGGGAAAAUUAAUACCUAUAUUCAUGUAUUCCAGCAAUGCUCUGCAUUAACUGUGGUAUUUUCCAUAUAAAGAUGGAGUGAAUGUUGCAAUUUAUAACUGUUAAGACAUCUUGUGAUUUAUACCAGUUAUUAACAGGGAAGAGAUGUUUUCCACCUGUAUUCUAUACUUUUCUGAACACUUUCAUUCAAAUUACUUUUUAUUAAAAGCUGUCAUGGAACUAA